CGUGACUUUCGGGGGACAGAAGGUAUCAUAGAGCACAGCUGCAGAAAUGGAUAACCAAAGUGUAAUAUACUCUGAAAUGAAUCUGGCCAAAAAUCCAAAGAGGCAGCAAAGGAAAUCUAAGGGCACUAAAAGCUCCAUUUCAGAAACCGAACAGGAAAUAACCUAUGCUGAAUUAAACCUUCAAAAUGCUGCUCAGGAUCUUCAAGGGGAUGACAAAUCUUACCACUGCAAAGAUUUACUGUUACCUCCAGAGAAGCUCAUUGCUGGGAUCCUGGGAAUCACCUGUCUUGUCUUAAUGUCGGUGGUAAUAAAACAUGUCAUUCCCUUACCUCAGAAACAGAAUGAUUCUUCCCAGACUACAAGAACUCAGAAAGCAUGUAAUUGCAGUCACUGCCCAGAGGAGUGGUUCACAUAUUCCACCAAUUGUUAUUACAUUAGUAAGGAAUGGAAAACUUGGGAUGAGAGUGUGACGGCCUGUGCUUCUAACAACUCUAAUCUGCUUUACAUAGAUAAUGAAAAAGAAAUGAAACUUCUGGGCUCCCUUUCAAAGCAAGCAUGGAUUGGAGUCUUUCGUAACGGCAAAAAUCAUCCAUGGGUGUCUAUAAAUGGCUCAACUUUCAAACUUAAAAUAAAGGAAACAAUAUAUGGUAUACGUCACUGUGCUAUGCUAGACUCAGUCAGACUUCAAUCAAGUGGAUGUGGAUCUAAUAAAACAUAUAUUUGUAAGCACCAGCUUUAG
This is a messenger RNA of Lemur catta (Ring-tailed lemur), 739 nucleotides long. RefSeq names its product NKG2-A/NKG2-B type II integral membrane protein-like. The transcript has 7 exons. Bases 47 to 739 code for a protein of 230 amino acids. The record is from RefSeq and is a predicted model, not a curated record. Gene Ontology annotation, biological process: positive regulation of natural killer cell mediated cytotoxicity; stimulatory C-type lectin receptor signaling pathway. Lineage: Eukaryota; Metazoa; Chordata; Mammalia; Primates; Lemuridae.